Alnus glutinosa is the source of this 468-nucleotide messenger RNA. RefSeq names its product secreted RxLR effector protein 78-like. NCBI's taxonomy places the organism in Eukaryota, Viridiplantae, Streptophyta, Magnoliopsida, Fagales, Betulaceae. The record is from RefSeq and is a predicted model, not a curated record. The transcript has a single exon. Bases 1 to 468 code for a protein of 155 amino acids.
AUGCACUCUAUGCAAACAAGGAUGUGGAGCAAAACAGGAUUCAUGGGCUUCAAACUCGACAUGAGCAAGGCUUAUGAUCGAGUUGAAUGGAUUUUUUUGGAGGCGGUUAUGCACAGAUUGGGAUUUGAAGCUCAAUGGGUAAACUUGGUGAUGAAAUGCAUCCGGACAGUGACUUAUGCUGUUUUAGUGAAUGGAAAGCUUGUGGGGAAUAUCCGGCCGUCUAGUGGGAUUAGACAGGGGGACCCCAUUUCCCCCUACCUUUUCCUCCUAUGUGUAGAAGCUCUCAGUGCUCUCCUUAAUCGGGCGAAACGAAAGGGUGCUAUCACUGGGGUUCCAACUUCAUUUAAGGGCCCUCAGCUGAACCACCUUCUCUUUGCGAAUGAUAGUAUGUUGUUUUGCAAAGCCAAUUCGGUGGAGUGGAGGAGGCUAUUUCGAAUUUUGGAGGUUUAUGAAGCAGGGUCGGGGUAG